AUGUUCACCAUGGACUCGGCCAAACAGUGUUUUGUGGCCGCCACCAUCCUCAGCUCGAUGUCCGUUUUCAUUGCGGUGACAGUGCUGCCGGUCAUGAUUGCUCGACUGGAUAUUGUAAUGGACGAAUUGGUGGACGAAACGAUCGCCUUUAAGGUCGCGGCUGAUGCUUUGGCGAUGGAGUUGCAGUUGCGGCAAAAACCGCAUUUUCGUCAGGUUGUGAAGAGCAGAAUUGCAAGACAAUCGAGCUUCUUGGACAUUCUGGAGAGACGUAAGGAAGUGUUUGGGGGUUUAGACGGGAGAAUGGAGGGCCUUUUUAAGAUUAUUGGUUAUGUUAAAAGUUUUUGGGAUUACAUGUGAUUUAAAAUUUGAAUUAUUUUAGGCUCAUUCAAAGGUAGGAUGCGAGUAAUGGAGCGCCAGAAAGCCCGCGAGCGAUCCAAAGGCUUCAUUGAGAAAACUCAGAAAUUCCAAGAGAAAUACGACGAUUGUAAGUCUAUUUUGAACAGUAAUCUUGCCAUAAAUCGACGUCAUUUUACGUAAGAUUUUAGUAAAAGUCUUCAACAACCCGCAUAUCCCAAAGCACACAAAGGAGAUGAAAGAACAGCUUCAUGAAGAGUUCUCUCGGCUCAAACAACUUCCAAUUCAACCAAUCCCGGUUGAUAUUGAGGCUGAGCAUCGCGCAAGAUUACAUCAGAGGAGACGGCCUUACGAAAUCAGACGUCAUCCACAGAGAUUCCAGGAAAACAGUGUGAAAGAAGAGGAGAUCGAAAAGAAGCAGGAGUUAAGAGGGGGAUCGAAAUGCCCCAGAGGUCCAACUGGGGCUCCUGGAGAGAAUGGAUUGCCUGGAUGUGAGUUUUGUUGGCUUAGACAGCAGGAUAUAAUUUUUGAUGAGGUCCCUCAAGUAUAGUAUCCCGGGUUUCUCUAGGCUGGGGACAACAUUUUUUGAAAUGAUUAACUUUUGGGGCAACAUAAUUUUUUGACCACUUGCCUUUACUUUUUACCCUAAGAAAGAUGCUUGGUUAUAAAUACAUAUCAUCUUUUAAUUUGUAGUGCCCGGAACUCCCGGAGAGCCCGGCCGCCCCGGCCGCAGUUACAACAAGAUCCCUCCCGUCUGUUUCAUGUGUCCGGAAGGACCUCCUGGCAUCUCUGGACCUCCUGGAGCCCCCGGACUUCCCGGAGAGCAGGGUCCAGACGGAUUCCCCGGAUUGUUUGGCCCUCCUGGACCACCUGGGCCGGCUGGGGAUCAAGGCGAACAAGGUGAUGACGGAUUCCCAGGGCUCCCUGGAAAUCCUGGCUUCGUCUUCAAAGCCGGUCCACCUGGUCCGCCUGGAGAUCCGGGAACUGCUGGGAAUGUGGGAGAUGCUGGACAAGACGGAGAGCCUGGAUUACCUGGAUUGACGGGAGAAGAAGGAAUGGAGGGAUGGGAGGGAAUGCCUGGAGAAAAUGGAGAGCCAGGCCCUCAGGGAAAAGCGGGCGAAGUUGGGGAUGAUGGACAAGAUUUGCCUUAUUGUGAAUGCCCGGCAAGGUCGCCAAAUGCUUCGGAGAAGGAUAAAAUGAAGAAAGUUGUUCCAUAUUAUCCGGUAUUUAUGCGAGCUUUGUAG
Bursaphelenchus xylophilus (pine wood nematode) is the source of this 1598-nucleotide messenger RNA. NCBI's taxonomy places the organism in Eukaryota, Metazoa, Nematoda, Chromadorea, Rhabditida, Aphelenchoididae. The record is from the annotation of a GenBank genome assembly.